Molecule: messenger RNA, 1079 nt
Organism: Branchiostoma floridae (Florida lancelet)
Lineage: Eukaryota; Metazoa; Chordata; Leptocardii; Amphioxiformes; Branchiostomatidae
Product: nose resistant to fluoxetine protein 6-like
Exons: 10
Coding region: 195-1079 (294 amino acids)
Molecular function (GO): acyltransferase activity, transferring groups other than amino-acyl groups
Source: RefSeq, a predicted model, not a curated record
UCGGCGUUUGCGUGCCCAGCUCCUGUAAUCAACAUGACGUCAUUCAGACACUGGACGGCAGUAUCUACUGGCGUUUCUUUGUUCAGCAGGGAAUACUGCAAGUGACGUCAGCCUAUUCACAGGAGUCCCCACCAAUCCAGAAUGUCACUAUUGCUGCGAUCUGUAUCUGCAGUGUUCUCCUCCUCCUCAUUGCGAUGGGAACCAUCUAUGACAUCAUCAUCCACCAACCCCGACUGAUGGCCAUUAAAAUGCAAAAGGAGAGUGAAGCACAAGAAUCUGACGUCACUGCGAAUUUACCUGACGAAAGGACACUGCUGGUGAACCGACUUCCACGCAAGGAAACCCACGCAACCGAAGAAGGUAUGACCGGCCGUAUCCUCCUGUGCUUCUCCCUCUACACCAACGUCGGGAAGGUCCUCAGCACCAAACAGGCGCCCGGCAGCAUCAAGUGCCUGCACGGCAUCCGCUUCAUCAGUAUGAGCUGGGUCAUUCUGGGACACACAUACAGUUGUGCUGAACCGCACGUCGACAACUCGCUGCAAGUCUCGGAGGCCUUGCAGACAUUUACAAUUCAAGCCAUCAGUAAUGCCUCCGUUUCUGUGGACUCGUUCUUCUUCCUCAGUGGUCUCCUGAUGUCAUACCUUUUAAUCAAGCAGAUGGAGAAGAACAGAGAAAAGGGAAAAUCGGUUCCAUACGGGAUGGUGUAUUUCCACAGAUAUUGGAGGUUGACACCUACAUACAUGUUCGUCUUGAUGCUGUGGAUGUGGGUGCUUCCCUACAUGUUCUCUGGUCCAUUCUGGCCGCAAGCUCCUAACGGACUGGAUCCAUCCUGUCAGGACAACUGGUGGACAAACCUGCUGUAUAUCAACAACGUGGUCAACCUUGAGAGGGAGUGCAUGGGGUGGACCUGGUAUUUGCCAAAUGAUAUGCAGUUCUUCGUCAUCGGAGUUCCUCUCGUCUACAUACUGUACAGAUGGCAGAUAUUGGGGAUUGCUUUGCAGCUGGUUCUCCUGUUGGCAAGCUUCAUCACUACUGCAGUGCUCAGUUGGCAUUAUGACAUGAAAGCACCCUUGGGGUAA